UUUUAGUGCUAAAGUGCACCUUUUAUUUUCUGCGAUAAUGCCUAGUAAAAGCAUAUUGCUUAUCUGCAAAUGUGGCCACACUGCAUGCCCCAUAUGCAAGCGAAAGACAAUUAUUAAUAGUGUUUUAGCUAAUGUUCCGCUUCUAUAUUCUAGCGUUGUCAACUUUGCGCUCUGUGACAGCAGCGACUCAGCAGUCGCAGUGUUCCAUUACCCUGACAAGUAAACAAAGUUAAAGCGCUUUGAAGCGAGCAGGCAUGGCACACUGCUCCUUUACGCAUGAAGGUUAGCUAAUCAUCCAGCGGGAGACAGAGACACCAUGGAUGUCACCAGGCCUCACCCAGAGGCAUUGGCAGCUUUCCUCCACUGACCUCCUUUCAGCCACCUCCCCCUUUCCGUCAGCACUUCCGCUCGGCUUAUCCGCCCGUCCUCCUCGGCUCCCACCCUCCCCCAUCCGUCCUCUCGACCGCCCCGCUGACCUCGCUGCGACCCCUCGUCGGGACGUCAUGGCGGGGGAGAAGGGGCCGACCCGGCGGAGCGCCAUGGACGUCAAGCGCCUGGCAGGGCUCAUCCAGAGGGGGGCGGGGCGCCUGCUGGUGAUUGACAGCCGGACCUUCUCAGAGUACAACGCGUCCCACGUCCAGGGGUCGCUCAACGUGUGCUGCUCCAAGCUGGUGAAGAGGCGACUGCAGCAGGACAAGGUGUCCGUCACCGAGCUACUGCAGCCCAACGGCAAGGUCAAGGUGGAGAUGGGCAGGAAACAGGAAGUGGUGGUGUACGACCAGAGUUCCAAAGAGGCGGGGCAACUGUCCAAAGACGGCUUCGUCCACAUCCUACUGGGCAAGCUGGAGGGCACCUUCCACCGAGUCUCGCUGCUCACCGGGGGCUUUGCCGCGUUUUCCUCCUGUUUCCCCGGGCUGUGUGAGAGCAAACCGGCACUGCCCAUGAGCAUAUCCCAGCCCUGCCUGCCCGUAGCGAACGUCGGCCCCACACGCAUCCUACCGCACCUUUACCUGGGAUCCCAGAAAGAUGUUCUCAACAAAGAGCUGAUGGUUCAGAGCGGAAUCACGUACGUGCUGAACGCCAGCAACACCUGCCCGAAGCCCGACUUCAUCAGCGAGAGCCACUUCAUGCGGAUCCCCGUCAACGACAGUUACUGCGAGAAACUGCUGCCCUGGCUGGAGAAGACCAACGAAUUCAUUGACAAAGCCAAGGUGUCCAACAGCAUGGUAAUUGUGCACUGCCUGGCUGGAAUCUCACGCUCGGCAACCAUCGCCAUCGCAUACAUCAUGAAGACAAUGGGCCUGUCAUCGGACGACGCCUACAGGUUUGUGAAGGACCGGCGUCCUUCGAUAUCGCCCAACUUUAACUUCUUGGGCCAGCUGCUGGAGUUUGAAAAGGGUCUGCGGCUGCUCCAGGUGUUGUCAGGCGACAAGACCUCAGAUAGCAAAGGUCAACCCCAGGGUUCAGAGGUCAACGGGGUCAGCUUGGGCUCAGAAGUCAACGGUCACCAUGACUCUUCAGCGGAGCCCCGGACGCCUUCAGAGCCGAAGCUCCCUUCGCCGACCUCCCUCCAACAAGGCUUCAAUGGCCUCCACCUGUCGGCCGAGCGAAUCCUGGACACCAACCGACUCAAGCGCUCCUUCUCCCUGGAUAUCAAGUCUGUCUACGCCCCCAGCAGCCCCCAGAGCCCGCGGCUAGCAGCUCCCACGCACUCUGAGGAUGUGCCCAAGCUGUGUAAACUGGAUAGCCCCCCUGUCAACGGUGUCUGUUCCCAGUUUUCCCCCGCCCCUGACAGCCCUGGCUCAGCAGAGUCGCCCUUCCCCUCCCCGGGGUUCGGCGGCAGCAUUGGAGGUCUUGGCACCGGGGGUCCCAGCGAAGGGGGCGCUCGCUCUGGAGGUCCCCCAUCGUCCAGGCCCAGAAGGAAAGGCAAGUACGGCUCUGGAUCUGGAGGAGCUGGAUCCACAGGCAGCUCCCCAGUCCACACCCACCUCCCCCACCCCCAAUCACUCAGCCUGGCCCUGGGACGCUCCCUGCCCGUCCACAAGAGCCCCAGCCUGGACGAGAGCCUGAAGGGCUCCAUGCUUCUCUCCCUGCCCAGUUUGGGCUCCGGGACCAUGUGGACCAAACAUAGAGACACUGUGCAGGCCACCACCCCGGUCACGCCCGUCACCCCCACUGGCGACGCCCCCUGGUACUUCGGGGCCGAUGAGGUUGGGGAAGGAGGGAUGGAGCUGGGCGGCGGUGGAGGAGGAGGGCUGGAGAUGCGAUUCGGAAGCAGCUCGGCGUACGUGGCGUUUGGGUGCAGCGAGGGGGUGCGGCUACGGGAGAAAGUGACGCGGGACAAAACUACAUCGUCAUCACCCGCGGUGCCAUCACAGAGGGACUCCUCGACGACCGUCCCUAACAGCGCGGUCUCCAACAGCAACGAGAAGCAAUUCAAGAGGCGAAGCUGUCAGAUGGAGUUUGAGGAGGGCAUCUCCGAGACACGUUCCCGGGAGGAGCUGGGGAAGAUCGGGAAGCAGUCGAGCUUCUCUGGAAGCAUGGAGAUCAUUGAGGUGUCCUGACAAACCGGACUCCAGACCACAACCGCCCUGCCCCAGGGGCAAACGGACCUGAGGGGGGGGGGGGGGGGGGUUGGGGGAUUUACGAGUCCCCACAAAGACAGUGUUAAAGACUCAAAAUCUGAGAAGACAGAUGGACAGAGAGGGAGUCCCUUAGCCAGUUAGUGCUCCUGGCAUAGAGAUGGGAUUCAGCUGGCCAUCGAUGAACUAAUAAUGUCAAUGAACUAAACAUUGAGUACCAUCAAAGGUUUGGACAUGAUUAUCCAUUCACUUAAAUGGAUAAGAGUAUCCAACAUUUUGACUGGUACUGUACAACACUACCAAAUUAAGCUCUGAAGAGGAAGGACACUGGGGAGAGAUAAAGGCUGUGGAGCUUGAUCGGAAAUAUGGACUAUGAUUGCUUCUAGAUGGUGGCAGUUAGAGAAAAAAAGGACCCAGUGGCCGAUCCCAAAGGAUUCUUUAUCCCUCAUAUUGUGCACUACCUUUGACAAAAAGUCUCAGAUGUAAUGCACUCUUGAAGUGAUACUGGGUCCUCUGAGACAGCCAAGCGGUUUCCUCCCAAAGCUCGACUUCAACCCCUGCAUGGCCCAGUCUGCCCCCCCCCAACACGUCCUUCAUUACAAAGACUUCAAAAGAGCUCUUUACUCCAGAAAGGCACCACAGCACAACGCAGAGAGAGCCUGUUUCCGACUCUCCUAAGAGAUUAUAAUGGUGGUACGGCAUUAAAACAAUGAAGGACCCUCCAUGUUGGCCUGUCAGCCCAGCAUGGUUUAUGAAGACAUUCUGGUUUAUGAGGACAUCACUGUCCAUGAAGACAUUCUGACUAAUGAUGUCAUGGUUUAUGAAGACAUUCUGGUUUAUGAGGACUCCUAGUAAGAUUGACAGUGUAUUUUCCCACAAUGCUCGUCCACUCCUAUGUUUCCAGUGUUAAACAGUGUGAGGUUGCUGAGGUUUGGGGGGUGGGAGGGGUUGUAUGUUUCCCCCCUCCCAGUUGUGGAGUUCUGUACUCGCAUGUCUCACUCCACCCCCUAAUGUCUAACCCCUACCCAUGCCCCCCUUUUCCCAGCCUGUACUGAGCAUGCUCCAGAGUGGCUAGUGGCAGACAGACAAAUACUAUAUAUAUAUACUAUAUGAAUAUACAGUAUAUAGCGAUUUUAAUGGACUUUUUAAUCAAACAAUUUUUUUCUCAGUUAUAGUUUUAAUUUAUUUUAUCUGUUCAUUCUGGUAAUGAGAAAUAAUAUAAUGUUUUGUGGACGUUUUCCUUUGUUGAUCUCAGUUUUUGCUGUAAGGUAUUUAUAAAACACACAUGCAAAUAUUACAACACACAGACACACAAAUACACGCAAGCAAUAUAAGCUGUUCCUUAUCUGUGGGGUUACUGAUGCGUUAUGGGCUUCAUUUGACGUGCAAAAGCAAUGUUUUUGUUACUCUUCAAAAACCAGUAUCCCAUCCGCUUCCUAAGAGAUUGCCAACACACUGUAACACCUGGUGACAUGACCAGAUGUGUGCUAGUCAGCUGAGGGGUUUCUUAUGUGGCUUAAUGAGUCUUUAUGAGCACAAAACAUGAAGGAGGAGUUGGAAAAGACAUUGAAAAGAUGUUUACAUUUGUAUUUAUGUUGGAAAAGACAUUGAAAAUAGGUGGAAGAAAUCAUCUUUUCAGUUGUAAAAAGCGUCCUUUUGGUAAGCAUCAGAAAGAUGCAAAAAUGACGUCUUGUGCUCACUGUGGUAACUCCUCACUGUAUUUAAUAUAUUAUUUAUUAUGUUGGUGGGCUCCUAAAGUGAAUUGGACAUCAACUGGGAGACUGUUGGUGUGUGUUUCAGCGAGACUGAGGAACGUCAUUCAAACCUCUUCUAAAGAGCCGAAUUACUUUAGGAAGGACUGUUGAUUUUUUUUGUUGGGUUUAUGAAAACAAUAACCGGUAUAUGCAAGUAGAUCCACACAGUUCACAUGGUAGACUCAUAUAUUCCACACAUACAUGUAUACACAGAAUUACAAGGUGUUUGGAAACUAAAGGAGCCUAAAGCAGAACCCCCACACACACACACACACACACACACACACACACACAAACACGACUAUACACCCGUCACCUUUUAUUUGUUCUCAGGGGAUCUUUCAGUGAGCCAAGCCCGGUGCAGGGUACACAAAUGCAGGCACAUCAGCACAAUGCAUGCCCCCACCCUCUCUCACUUCCCUGGCUUACUCUCCAUCUGUCUCUUUAUCUAUCUAUUGCUCUCUUUCUCUCUCUUAUGUUCCAAAGGUUUGAUGAUAACAAAACAGAAGGGAUGAAACAAGAAUGGAUCUGUUGUGAUUCAGAAGUGAAUGAACGAAUGCUAUUGCUCUCCUGGUGCGAGGUUGUCUUUAUUUAUGAUGUUAGGUAAAUGUGGUUUUUCCUUUUGGUUAGCUUUUCUGUAUGGCAAACCUUGACCUUUGACCUAUACCUUUGUGCUGCUGUAAGGUCAGACCUGGAUUUCCUGUGUUCAGUUCCCUUCCUAGCCGGAGGCUUUCCUUUUACUAUCUAGAUUUUUUAAAAGAUGUUAUAAUUAUUUAAAAACUUGUUAAGAGAAGAUGCAGGCUGUCCCGAUUACUAUAAUUAUUGGUAUUGAUUUAUUAUUAUUAUUAUGUUGUGUAAAUAGCAACAUAUCUAAGAACAGUGAUGAAUUUAGGUACGUUUUGAAAAGAAAAUCCUGAUACCUUAGGCUGCUUGACGCAAAAUACCUCAGGUUCCAUUGAAAGGCUUUUCCUUCCCCUGUACCUGUUUUGUGAAAAUGAGACAAAAAUACAAACAUUGCAAAUUA
Esox lucius (northern pike) is the source of this 5360-nucleotide messenger RNA. RefSeq names its product dual specificity phosphatase 8a (gene dusp8a). Gene Ontology annotation, molecular function: MAP kinase tyrosine/serine/threonine phosphatase activity; protein tyrosine/threonine phosphatase activity. The transcript has 7 exons. Bases 321 to 2564 code for a protein of 747 amino acids. Gene Ontology annotation, biological process: negative regulation of MAPK cascade; protein dephosphorylation. Lineage: Eukaryota; Metazoa; Chordata; Actinopteri; Esociformes; Esocidae. The record is from RefSeq and is a predicted model, not a curated record. Gene Ontology annotation, cellular component: cytoplasm.